CUCCACAUUCCUUUUUAUCUCGCUCUCCCGCACGCCGAGUCUCGAUUGACACCACAGCCGCGAUCCCUCACCUUACAGGGCUCCGCCCACCCCUCUCCCAUACUUUUAUCUGGAAUUUUCUGCCCUCGCUCAUACAAAUAAACACCUCACCCUCCUUUCGCGCACUACUCGGGCAGUUGGCCGGUGCCCUAGCUUAUAGCUCACCUCACCCUCGACACUACCUCGAGGACCUCUACACUCCACACUCCCUCAAGCAGUUGCCACACUCACCUACUCAACACCCACCUCCGCCAUGGCUAACAUGGCUCCCGCCAACCAGUUCCACGACUCUAGGUCAUCUCGCCCUCGCAGUCGUCGCAACUCCACCCGCCGGAGCUUCGCGUCAUCUCUCCCAAAGUCAAGCCCUUACAUCGACUCACCUAGGACGCCGUGUCCCAAGGACGGCGACGCUUUUGCCUACGACCCGACUCACCUCAAAGGAUGGUAUUGCCCUCAAGCAACCUGGGACCGUCUUCCCACCGCUGUGCAGAAGAGCCUUGCUGCUGUUCAGCAUGCUGGCGCCUCAGCCUUGACUGGCUUCGAACGUCUUCAAGAGCACAGUGGGGUCAGCAACGGUUCCCGCACUGACCAGAAGUCUCCAGAGGAAGAGAUCUUGGUCGAACUCGACGAGCUCCGCCCACAGAAGUUCCGCACUGCCAGCAACGCUAGCAGCGUCUUCUUGUCUGACAUCUCAUCGCCUACCUAUAGCGGAACCCCAGCAUCGGACUCUGGCUCUGCUUCCCCUGUUCCUUCAACUUUCUCGCUCUCUCAGUCUGCGGCCACUCCCGCUCCCAUCUCCCUUGGACCACCAGAUCUCGAGACUAAGCGCAGCUCAACACGCGAGCGCUCCUUCUCCACUCCACUUGAGCCGCAGGACGCCAAGUACGCCUCAGAGUUGUCGUACUUGCGCACGGAAGCCCUUCCUCGUCUUCGUCACACCGGCCAUAAGGUCGACACUGAGUGGUAUGACGCCAAGCGCACUGGUUCCGUUGCUACCGAAGAUGUGCAGACCUUCGAGAACUGGUGGGGCGAGACAAAGUGCACGAUCCUGAAGCUUAGCGAGACGGGCAAGAAGUUGGCUGAAGCUAACGGCGUGACAUCCAACGGUAUGGGCUGGACUGCUCCAUAGUCGCUAGUGAGUCUCUCCGUUAUAAAGGCUUGGGCCUUUUCUUACGUUUCCAUCAGAUUGACGCGAAGUUCCUACUUCUUUUCCUUUUCACCUAGGGUAUCUGUUUCUUUGAGCGAGGAGUUGGUUUCGGUAUCUACCGUGGAUAAUGC
This is a messenger RNA of Macroventuria anomochaeta, 1317 nucleotides long. RefSeq lists its product as uncharacterized. The record is from RefSeq and is a predicted model, not a curated record. Lineage: Eukaryota; Fungi; Ascomycota; Dothideomycetes; Pleosporales; Didymellaceae. Bases 293 to 1168 code for a protein of 291 amino acids. The transcript has 3 exons.